GAUAAAGCUAUGUGGAAUUACCAAAUACACCCUCGUCAUCCGACGUGGUGACACGCUGAAAACGUAGUACAUCUGAUUUCUUCGCACCCCAGUCUCUGUCAGCUACCCCAUUACUCUUUCUCAGUCCUCAAACCCCCCAUUUUCCCCAAACUCAUCUUUCUAGGGUUUCUCUUUCUCUCUCUACACUUGUCUCCGGUUGAAAAUGGCGGGAAUCAGGUUACCGGCGGAGGAUUCCGACGUUUCGCAGGUCACGCGGCAGGUGGCCGCCGUGGAUCUGAUCUCCGAUGAUGAUCGCUCCAUCGCCGCAGACUCCUGGUCCAUCAAGAGCGACUACGGCAGCACUCUUGACGACGAGCAGCGUCAAGCUGACGCUUCCGAAGCCCUAUCUUCCGCCGUGUACCGUGCCGCCUCUGACUACAGUUCUGACAAAGAGGAGCCAGAUGCUGAUACAGUUUCGUCAAUGUUGGGCUUCCAGAGCUAUUGGGAUGCUGCAUAUGCAGACGAAUUGACAAAUUUCCGGGAACACGGCCAUACUGGGGAAGUUUGGUUUGGAUCAAAUGUGAUGGAAAAUGUUGCCACAUGGACCAAAAAUUUAUGCCUUGAAAUUUCUCAGCAUCACUCGCCAGGCACAAAUUGUUUGCCUGCUGGCCAGCCUGAAAAAGACCUCUCUGGCUGGAGUGUUCUCGAUGUGGGGACCGGUAAUGGUUUGCUACUUCAGGAGCUCAGUAAGCAAGGAUUCUCAGACCUCACUGGAAGUGAUUACAGUGAAGGAGCUAUUGACCUAGCUCGAAAACUUGCUGAUCGUGAUGGAUUCUCUAAUAUUAAGUUCCUUGUUGAUGAUGCUCUCGACACAAAACUGGACAGGAAGUUUCAGCUUGUGACAGAUAAGGGGACACUAGAUGCAAUCGGUCUGCAUCCCGAUGGUCCUAUCAAAAGGAUAAUGUACUGGGACUCCAUUUCAGGGCUUGUGGCUUCUGGUGGAUUACUGGUUAUUACAUCAUGCAAUAGUACAAAGGAUGAACUUAUACAAGAGGUCGAGUCUUUCAAUCAAAGGAGAAAAAGUUCCUCUCAAGAACAAGAGAAUGCCGUUGACCAAGAUACUGGGGGCAGAGAUACCACAUUCCAGUACAUUGACCACAUUCGCUCGUAUCCAACUCUUAUGUUUGGAGGAUCAGUUGGGUCCCGUGUUGCCACAGUGGCAUUUUUAAGAAACUGAUUUUUAUAUCAGAUAUUGUGUUUUUGUUUUCUUUCUAAAAGUCUAGUGUGUCAUUCUUGGGAGUUUAUAUCAACUUACGUCUGGAAUUGAUUUCGGUGAAUUGACACAACUUGUUCGUUUUGUUUAGUAGAGACAAAUGGACAUGUUUCUGUGUAUAUUCAACGUGGUCUUUGGUGUGCCUAGAUUGGCUGUA
Erythranthe guttata (spotted monkey flower) is the source of this 1409-nucleotide messenger RNA. RefSeq names its product S-adenosyl-L-methionine-dependent methyltransferases superfamily protein (gene AR401). Gene Ontology annotation, cellular component: cytoplasm. Lineage: Eukaryota; Viridiplantae; Streptophyta; Magnoliopsida; Lamiales; Phrymaceae. The record is from RefSeq and is a predicted model, not a curated record. Gene Ontology annotation, molecular function: protein-lysine N-methyltransferase activity.